AUGGUUCUAACUAGAUCUUCUACCCGAAAGAAUGUAUCACUAGACGUUGAACAACUUACCACUACGAACGAUUCAAAUAAUUCCAUUUACAGUCCAUUAUCUUGUAGUUCUCCAAACAACCAUUUAACAGUUAUGGAAAACUCCAAUAUGAAUAACCAAGUGUUUAAUUAUCCAAUUGUUAACGACAAUGUUAAAUUACCACCUUUUUGGAUUUCUUGCCCACAAGCAUGGUUCAUUCAGACUGAAAUACAAUUCAAUAUAAAACAAAUAACAGAUGAUACCACAAAGUAUCAACAUGUUAUUGUAGCACUUCCACAGGAAGUUAUCAUUAAGAUAUUAGACGUUUUACAGAAGCCACCUACUUUAAAUAAAUGUGAGUUUCUUAAAAAUACCUUAUGCGGACGAUUUUCCCUUAGUGAAGAAAAGAGACUUGAACAAUUAUUUUCUGAUAAACAGAUUGGUGAUCGUAGACCUUCAGAAUUUUAUAGAGAUAUGUCUAAUGUAGCCGGAUCAGUUUCAUUAAUAGGAAAAGAUCUUCUUUAUAAACUUUGGUUACGCAAACUUCCAAAGGAACUACAAGUUCAUUUAACAUCUUCGAAUUUAGAAAAUUUAGAUGACAAAAUCAAGCUUGCUGAUAAAAUUUGGGAUGUUUUGAGUAAGAAUCAAAUAUAUCAAAUUAGUUCCAAUUGUAAUAAUCAAUAUAUAAUUCAGCAAUUUUCAACUAUUUCAUCUCAAAUUUGUCAAAAUUUAGAUAAAUUGGGCUUAGAGGUUUCAGAGCUUAGAUCAUCUAGACAAAGAAAUAUGAGUUAUCCCAACUACCGAAGGAAAUCUAGAAGUAGAUCACGUCAAAAGUUUGAAAAAUGUUGGUACCAUUUUAAAUUUGGCUCAAAUGCUCAUAAGUGUAUUCCCCCAUGUAACUUUACCUCAAAUGAUACUAAUUUAAAUUAA
This is a messenger RNA of Calliphora vicina (urban bluebottle blowfly), 948 nucleotides long. RefSeq lists its product as uncharacterized. The transcript has a single exon. The record is from RefSeq and is a predicted model, not a curated record. Lineage: Eukaryota; Metazoa; Arthropoda; Insecta; Diptera; Calliphoridae. Bases 1 to 948 code for a protein of 315 amino acids.